GUCAGUCAUGAGUGUUUGAAAUCAGAUUCAGCUUGAAUUAGGUGCUUGAGAUCAGUCAUCAGUGUUUAAGGGAGUGACACUUUCAAGUUUUAAGAUUGAGGCCCUUGUCUUUCUUUCAUCUUUCAAGAAUUUUGGGCUAAAUGGCAACGAGAGAAGAAGAGACUUGCAAGAAAGAGGAGGAAAUGGGGAUUGCAGCCAACGAUGAAGAAGACGAUGAGCAUGAUUCAAAGGAAAGGGUUCUACAAAGGUACUUUCUUCAAGAGUGGAAACUUGUAAAAUCUCUCUUAGAUGACAUUGUUUCCAAUGGCCGCGUCUCAGAUCCUUCCUCCGUUCACAAGAUCCGUUCCAUCAUGGAUAAGUACCAAGAACAAGGCCAACUGCUAGAACCCUACUUAGAAAGCAUGAUCUCUCCUUUAAUGUUCAUUAUCCGGUCUAAAACAAUCGAAUUAGGCAUUGAUUCUGAUGAGAUUCUUCAAAUAAUCAAGCCUAUAUCCAUUAUUAUUUAUUCUCUUGUUACUGUUUCCGGUUACAAAGCUGUUAUCAAGUUCUUUCCGCAUCAAGUUUCUGAUCUAGAACUUGCCGUUUCUCUCUUAGAAAAAUGCCACAACACAUCUUCUGUGACAUCGGUACGGCAAGAAAGCACAGGAGAAAUGGAGGCCAAAUGUGUAAUGCUUUUGUGGCUUUCGAUUCUUGUUUUGGUUCCGUUUGAUAUUUCUUCUGUUGAUACUAGCAUUGUGAAUAGUAGUGGUAGUAUUGGAGUAGAUGAGGUGGCUCCUUUGGUGUUGAGGAUUAUAGGGUUUUCUAAAGAUUACCUUUCGAAUGCCGGUCCAAUGCGUACUAUGGCUGGAUUAGUACUCUCAAAGCUUUUGACACGACCGGAUAUGCCCAAGGCUUUGUCCAGCUUUAUUGAAUGGACUCAAGAAGUUUUAUCUUCAACAGCAGAUGAUGUAGUAAGUCAUUUUCAGUUGAUAGGAGCUGUGGAAGGCCUUGCUGCCAUUUUUAAGGCUGGCAGCAGGAAAGUUUUGCUGGAUGUUGUUCCUACCAUCUGGAAUGACGUCUCUGUGUUGAUCAAGUCAGGUUCUGCUUCUAGGAGUCCUUUGCUUCGCAAGUAUCUAGUGAAGUUAACUCAAAGAAUUGGACUUACUUGCCUCCCUCAUCGUUUACCUACCUGGCGCUAUGUGGGAAGAGCAAGCUCACUUGGAGAGAAUAUUUCUUUGAGUGCAUCCAACAAGAAUAAUCAAUUAAACCAUGGUGUGAUUCUAGAAAACUCUGAAUCAGAAGAAAAUUCCAACUGUCCAGAAGAUGAAGAUAUGGAUGUUCCUGAGAUUGUAGAAGAGGUUAUUGAGGUGUUACUUUCUGGAUUGAAAGAUACGGACACCGUUGUACGUUGGUCUGCUGCAAAAGGUAUAGGCCGUGUAACUUCACGUUUAACAUCUGGGCUCUCAGAGGAGGUCUUGUCAUCUGUAUUGGAGCUGUUUGCACCUGGUGAGGGAGAUGGUUCUUGGCAUGGGGGUUGCUUAGCAUUGGCUGAAUUGGCAAGGAGAGGGUUGCUCUUACCUUCUAGUCUCCCCAGAGUUGUACCUGUUGUUAUAAAGGCAUUACAUUAUGAUGUCCGAAGAGGCCCACAUAGCGUUGGAUCUCAUGUACGUGAUGCUGCUGCCUAUGUUUGUUGGGCAUUUGGCCGUGCAUAUCUUCAUACAGAUAUGAGAAAUGUAUUGGAACAGCUUUCUCCCCACCUAUUAAGUGUGGCAUGCUAUGAUCGCGAGGUUAACUGUAGAAGAGCUGCAGCAGCUGCUUUUCAGGAGAAUGUUGGAAGACAGGGGAAUUACCCACAUGGAAUUGACAUAGUGAAUACUGCUGAUUACUUUUCGCUUUCAUCGCGAACAAACUCUUACAUUCAUGUUGCCACCUGUAUUGCUCAGUAUGAAGGGUAUCUUCAUCCAUUUGUGGAUGAGCUUCUGCAUAGCAAGAUCUCUCACUGGGAUAGGAGCUUGAGAGAGCUUGCCACAGAGGCACUUGCUGCUCUUGUCAGAUAUGAUGCUGCAUACUUUGCGGACUUUGUUCUGGAAAAGUUAAUUCCUUUUACUCUGUCAUCUGAUUUAUGCACACGCCAUGGUGCAACCUUAGCGGCUGGAGAACUUGUUCUGGCUCUACAUCAGUGCGGUUAUGAUCUUCCCAAUGAUAAACAGAAACAAGUUUCUGGUAUCGUUCCAGCUAUUGAGAAAGCACGCCUCUAUCGGGGGAAGGGUGGAGAAAUAAUGCGGGCAGCUGUUUCCCGGUUUAUUGAAUGCAUCUCAUUUUCUCGAGUUCCUUUACCAGAGAAAGUAAAACGAAGUUUGAUUGACUCCCUUAAUGAGAAUCUAAGGCACCCUAACUCUCAGAUACAGACUGCAGCUGUGAAAGCCCUAAAACACUUUGUACAAGCAUACCUUGUUGCUACUGAUAAUAAAGGUGCGGUUAGUAAUAAUAUAACGUUGAAAUACCUACAACUCUUGAAUGAUUCAAAUGUUGCUGUAAGAAGAGGAUCUGCAAUGGCAUUGGGUGUUCUUCCCUAUGAAAUGUUGGCUAAUCAGUGGAAGGAUGUGAUUUUGAAGCUUUGCAGCUCUUGUGCAAUUGAGGAUAACCCUGAGGAUAGAGAUGCUGAAGCACGAGUUAAUUCUGUCAAAGGACUUGUAUCUGUUUGUGAGACAUUAGCUCAGGAAAGAGAAAGUUCUGAUAUUCAUUCUGUAGAAGACAACAUGUCUCUAUUUCAUCUCAUGAAGAAUGAGGUAAUGGUUAGUUUGUUUAAAGCUCUUGAGGACUAUUCAGUUGAUAACAGAGGAGAUGUGGGUUCCUGGGUUCGUGAGGCUGCUAUGGAAGGCCUAGAAAGAUGUACAUAUAUCCUCUGUAAGAGAGAUUCCAUGAGUUCUACAGGGAAAGCAGACAUAUUUGAAUCUAUGUCGAAGCAACCUAAUAACAAUGUUGUUGAAGAAAAUCAAAUGUGCUUGUUUUUUGAUGUAAAUCUUGCUACCAAUUUAGUGGGAGGGAUCUCCAAGCAAGCUGUAGAAAAGAUGGAUAAACUAAGAGAAGUGGCUGCUAAGGUUCUCCAAAGGAUUCUGUACCACAAGGAAAUUUUCGUUCCUUUUAUACCAUAUAGGGAAAAGAUAGAAGAAAUUGUUCCGAACGAAACAGAUCUAAAGUGGGGAGUACCUACCUUUUCAUAUCCGCGAUUUGUUCAAUUACUUCAAUUCAGUUGUUAUAGCAGACCAGUGCUGUCUGGUUUAGUUAUUUCAAUUGGUGGCUUGCAAGAUUCUUUGAGGAAGGCAUCAUUGUCAGCUUUUCUGGAAUAUCUUAAUGUCGAACAAGAUGUUAAUGAAGAACUCAAAUUGUGCAAGUUAUCCAUGGACAUCCUUUGGAUUCUCCAACAGUAUAAGCGAUGUGACAGGGUUAUUAUACCCACAUUGAAGACAAUUGAGAUUCUUUUCAGCAAAAGGAUAUUCUUGGAUAUGGAGGCGCAUACUUUGGCUUUCUGUUCCGGUGUUUUGGAUUCCCUGGCGGUUGAAUUGAAAGCAUCAAAAGACUUCUCUAAGUUAUAUGCAGGCAUUGCAAUACUUGGUUACAUUUGUUCAGUUUCCGAUCCUAUCAACUCCCGUGCCUUUUCUCAUCUUCUCACAUUCCUUACUCAUCGGUACCCUAAGAUUCGCAAAGCCACUGCAGAACAAGUUUACCUCGUCCUGCUGCAGAACGGAAGCCUGGUGUCGGAGGAAAAAACCGAAAAGGCGCUUGAAAUUGUUUCAGAAACUUGCUGGGAUGGUGACAUGGAAACAGCAAAGGUUAAGAAGCUGGAAGUGUUUGAAAUUGUGGGACUGGAUGUGGGAGUUGGACAGUCAAAAACUGCAGCAAAUGUAACAUCAAACAAAGGAGGUAGGAAAUUUACAACUUUAGAUGAAAAUGAAUCUUACUCUUCGUUAGUUGAGUCAAGUGGAUUUUGAUUGCUUCAUCUAAGCUUGAACCGGCCCUCUGUUGUAUAUUAUUUCUUCUUUUCUGAUCUUUUUCCUUUGAUUAAUGAGAGGUGAUGAUGAUUUGGCAUUCUUUUCUCACGAGGAUGAAUUUUGUUUUAGAAAUAGUCAUACUUUGUGAGUGUGUGUGUGUUUCUUUUAAAUAUUGAUUUUUCUAAUAUAUAUUUUAGAGUUUUUUUACUCAA
Gossypium raimondii (Peruvian cotton) is the source of this 4183-nucleotide messenger RNA. Its product is annotated as tubulin-folding cofactor D. Gene Ontology annotation, molecular function: GTPase activator activity; beta-tubulin binding. Gene Ontology annotation, biological process: tubulin complex assembly; post-chaperonin tubulin folding pathway; microtubule cytoskeleton organization. The record is from RefSeq and is a predicted model, not a curated record. NCBI's taxonomy places the organism in Eukaryota, Viridiplantae, Streptophyta, Magnoliopsida, Malvales, Malvaceae. The coding region runs from base 141 to 3971 and encodes 1276 amino acids. The transcript is spliced from 17 exons.